This is a messenger RNA of Magallana angulata, 2291 nucleotides long. RefSeq lists its product as uncharacterized. The transcript has 2 exons. NCBI's taxonomy places the organism in Eukaryota, Metazoa, Mollusca, Bivalvia, Ostreida, Ostreidae. Bases 1 to 1341 code for a protein of 446 amino acids. The record is from RefSeq and is a predicted model, not a curated record.
AUGCUUCCACCCAAGAAUCAGCGUUCCUGGUUGAUUAGUUUUUCUACGGAAAAUAAAUACUUGCAAUUGUAUGUACUUAAAACGUAUUCAUAUUACUUUAAUUCCUUUUUUUCAGAUACAACAGGAGUAGUUCCAAUCUGUUCUCGUCAGUCAAUUUUCAAAAAUACUAAUUUCGUGUAUUACCUAUUGUGUGUUUUGACCUUAGCAGUAAUUUCAAACAUAUUGUGCAUUUGUUGCUGUGUUAAAUAUCAAGUGAAAAGAAAACUAAGGACAAUGGAAAUCAGUCGUCUAGAAACUCGUGGUAGACCUGCCUCAGAAGCCAUUGAACGUAUCGAUAUCAACCGGGACCUUGCGUCCCAAAGCACUACAUACGACAAGGUGGCAGAUAUGGCUAAAAAGUCAGACACAACUCUACGUGACGAAGAGUAUGGCCUGCAAGAAUACGACAGAGGAGUUUUACGAAGUGCUAAAGCUAACAGUGGAGACUAUGAUCUUUCCUGGCCGUAUAGUGGAUGGUCGGCGGUCGCUCCACCUAGUGCUGAUUACGACCACAUGGAGACGAUGAAGAAGCAAAUGAUGGACUCUGUACCGGAAGAAGAGAUUUACAGCAAACAGCGUCUGGUGGAAGAUGAAUAUGACGUCGUCACAGUAGAGCCUCAACGUGAAAAAGAAAAGAAUACCGAAAAAACAGAAUUGGACAAGGACGUCAGCGUCAAAGCCACGGGCAAAAAUACUAAAACAGCAGACGAUCAAAAUAAAACCAAAACCAAGCAGACUAUGGUCAAAGGCGCGGCAAAACCUAUACAGAUAUCAGAAGACCAAAAAUCAGCAAAAAACACGAAUGCCAAAGCAACGGUUAAUGCUACGGAAAUAAAGUAUUUAAACACAGAGAGUGAAUAUCAAGAUAUAGAUGAAAGGAAUGAUCAACAGUCUGUCGAUAUUAAAAAAUCCGUACGUUUCAGCAAGGAAAGUCCCGUUCAGUAUGGCACAGGUUUUGCUAACGAUAGUUGUAACAACAAACAAGCCACAAAAAUAACCGACUGCAAAGUAAAGCAGGAAAAAUUGGAAAAGACUUCAAUGAAAAUGGCGGAAACCAGAGCAACGCACAAAAAAUCUCAGAGCAAGAAAAGCACAGAUGGCAAUACAUCUAAUAUUGGUGGGGAAAACAGUCCUUGUAACAACAGUACAGAAGUAUAUCAUGUUCUUGAGGUCAAAGUACCGGUAGAUAAGGAUACUACCCCAGAUAAAGUUUCGACAAAUGAAGCAGAGAAAAUGCUGGACGAGGCAACGGCAAUGCUCGUAGAAAGCAUUAACGGUGUGUCUAUGAACACAAAACUUUGAACUUAAAAAGAGAAAGCAUAAAAAUGCAUCGACACCAUGGGUGAUGUUUGCAUAGAUUUCGUUAAUUUUCAACACACUUCUUUUGUUUUUGAAAUAUUAUGCAGGCACUUAGCAUCGUAUUCGAAAGAGGAAGGGCCAGACUCGUCAAAAAAUUGACAAGCAAAAAAGUGUGAUGGGGGAGGGGGCACAUGAUACAUCAUUCAUUUUUAACCUCGACUUCACUGUUCUUUUUUUUAAUUCAAUUUCUCACAUAGUCUUAAGAAAGGAGAGGGUGUCAACUCCUUGCUAAUUCAUUUUUUGCAUCCCAAAAAAAAAAUGCUGCAACAUAAAGUGGGGGAGGGGCACCCCACCCCCGUAUGCCACGUUUAUGUUAAGUUGAUUUAUUAAGUAUAUUACCUAAUUAUUUAAGUUAGCCAUAAUGUACUGGUUUGAGCCCAACUCCCUAUUCCCCCUUACUCUUUGUUUGAAUUACAAAAAUAACAUAACUUAUGAAAAGUUUAUAAUUGAUUUUUAAUUUACCUUUAAAAACUGCUUAAAAAUCGUAAUGGUUUUUAUUCAAACAUGUGACUUACUGAUCUCUACAAGAAAUGUAAAAUUAAUCCUGGAACAAUAUUGAGUAAUGCAUAAAAUGUUCAUAGCGACUAAUGCAUUAAAGGUUUACUAGUAUAUACAUUGUAAGCUAAUUAAUGCAUAAACUGUUCAUGUAUCUUCACAUUUCAACAGUCAUUAGCUUUUUUAAUUCUCUGUUCAUGUAUUUAACACACUUCAGCCAGGAAUCAUUUCUUUGAAUGAUGUCAGUGAUAUUUUACUUAUUUAUGAAUAAAAUACAUACAUUCCAUAUUACAUUUCAUGAUAUUGAGGGUCAGAGUUUUGAAGGUUUGAUCAAUUUAGAAGGCUCAUUCCCUGAUGUAUAUCCACCUGAAAGGAACAAAUCUCAGGUUAACAAAGAA